Prorocentrum cordatum is the source of this 2434-nucleotide messenger RNA. The record is from the annotation of a GenBank genome assembly. Lineage: Eukaryota; Dinophyceae; Prorocentrales; Prorocentraceae.
GGUCUGCGCAGGCGCUUUUAGCAGCUGCCGGUGACUGCGCCACCCCGCUGCCUGGAGGCGUUGCUUUCCCAUUCGCGUUCCUGCGCCGCCCGCCUAAAAGUGAUGCAGGGCACCUGCCAGCGCCUCAGGGAGGGCAGGCCCGCGACGUGGCGGGGCAUCGGGAGGAGUCGGCCCUCGAUCCAGGCGCCGCACUGCGCGGUGAGGACAAGCGCACGACCGUCAUGGUCAAGAACCUGUACGCCGCCGAGAAGGGCAAGGGGCUCUCGAGGAAGGGUCUGCUGCUGCUCCUGGACAGGUGCGGCCUCGGCGACCGCUACUCGUUCUUCUACAUGCCCUGCAACAAGGUGAAGGGUGAGCUCGGUCUUCCAGGCUUCGCCUUCGUGAACUUCCUGUCCCCGUCCGACGUGUACGCCCUGCACGGCGCUUUGGCGGGCGAGCUCUGGCGGGAGGUGUGCGGAAGCUCCCCCGCGAAGCCGCCCGCCUUGAGCUACGCGCACUUCCAGGGGCACGAGGCUAUGGUGCAGCAUUUCAGCCUGUCCUUCGCGUUCCAAGCAUCGGAUCCCGAGACAAGACCCAUCCUCCAGCCAGAGGUGCUCCACAAGUCGAACGCAUCACUGCAGGAGGGGCUGCGGGCCGCCAGCCGGGGAGAGAGCAGUCCCGAGAACAAGCAGCGGCUCGUCUGUUGGACUGAGCAGAGCCUGGAGGGCGUCUCGGUGACGGGCGAUGCCUGGACGCUGCGCGGUGCCUUCUCCGACGCAGACGGGAGCGCAGACUCGCGCGCCGGCUCCCCGCGCGAGCUCGCCCCGGGGGCCGCCGACCUCUCCGAGCCGACUCCGUCGAGCACGGACGCCGCCGCAACGCCCAGCGCGCGGAGCCUCUGCGACGAGAGCCACGGCACGGCCUCGGCCGCCGCCACGGGAAAUGGGCCGACCGCCGCUCCCCGCACAGCACUCCGCCCCCAGGCACGCGCCUUUGUGCCCGUGGGUGCAGCGGCGGCCGGAGCGCAGGCGGACCCAGGGCCGGGCAAGCAGCGAGGCCAGGGCGUCUCCCAGCAGGUGGUGACCGCGAAGCGAAGCACAGUGAUGAUGUGCAACGUGCCUCCCUCUUACACGCGGGAAGAUGUGGUUGUCUUGCUGGACUCCUACGGCUUCGCGAAGAAGGUGGAUUUUCUCUAUAUGCCCAUCGAUUUCACGACCAUGCUCGGCAUUGGUUGUGCGUUUUUGAAUAUGACUACACGCGAGCACGCGAAGGAGUUCGCGCGAGUCUUUGACGGUUUCACUGAUUGGGGCGCAGCGGACUCGCGUGUAUGCCGUGUACGUUGGAGCGCAGUUCAGGGCCUCGCGAAGAAUAUGCAGCGCCUCCAGAACAGUCCCGUCAUGAGUGCUUCGGUGCCGAACUCAUGCAAGCCACUCCUAUUCGAGGACGGUUUGCGCAUCCCAUUUCCAGUGCCUAUUCAGACGUCGUGUACCGAGCGCAAUAAGGCGCGUCAGGUUAAAAAGGUCUAGGCUAAUACAGGAUAAACCUCGGCGGGAAUUGGCGUGUAGGCUUGCCUUGCUGUAGAGCGUUUGGUGACGACCAGUUCGCCUUUGCAGCCAUGUAGUAUCACCAGCGUUUUCCCUCUCACCAGUCCGUGCAGCAGCAUGGGGGGGGGCACGAGGGCAAAGCACUUAGAGGCACCCCACUCUGCAGUAUCUUCCAAAUCGGCCAGCUCGACAAGAGUUUGUGCGCGCACGAUUCCAGCUGUACAUCCGUCUGGCGAGCCUCGUUUGGAGCACAGUUCCACGUGCAAUUGUUUAAUGUGUGUUCUUACCGAUGUGUCCUCAUAUGCCGCGGCCGCGAGAGGGUGUCGAACUCCCCCCGGCCUUUUUCCACCCGGCUCGUCAUGGCAGGACGAUAGCGACGCUGCGGCUUGUGGUCCAGGCGGCAGUGCAGGUGCAGUAUUUGAGCAAGUGCGCAGCCGGACCGAGGUAUAGGGUCGAGGUCGGUUCGGGGAGGGUACCCUCGUGUUCUUCGUGUGUUGUUGGACGUUCUUGUGCAUCCUGGGUAGCGUACCCGUGGAUCUUCUGUUUGUUCUGGCCGACGGAGGGUCUCAUGUCCUUGAAGGGUAUUAUUUUGGCCUAGGUCCGACUGCAUGGCAUCAUCAUUGCCGGGCUGCUCGGCGCAACAGGGCAGGGCGAGAGGGAGGACGGACCUUGCAUACGCUCAAGCAGUCUGGGCGCAGUGGCCAGGCAGGAAUCGACCCGCCCGCUGUAUCCUGUCGAGCCCAGGUCUCGCACAGGCGACUUUUGGGGGGGUGGCCCUGCGCCCCGCCCCCCUCUCGGCUGCGCGCGCCUCCGCCCUUGGCUGUUGCAUUUCUUGGCCGCCUCCCGAGGGCGCCUCGCCCCGGCAGCCUGCCUAUGUGUUUUUAUUUCGUAAACUGAUCAGAAGGCAGGAG